ACCGAUCAUACUCGGUCUCCAGACUGCGCAAACCUUUCAUCAACUUUUCCACUUCUUUCCGUGGUCGUUUGGUGCAGUAAGAAUACUAAGACAGAAGAAGCAACACCUGCACUGGCUUGCGACCCGACUUUACAGUACCCCGCCCCGCCUCUGUGGUCGAUGUUGUCUCUCGCUUCUCCAUCGGGACUUGCCUCCUCGUAACUCUACAGUAUUUGGUAAUGACCCAAAAGUAUGAGUAUACAUGUAGCUCUACAUGUACCAAGUUCAACAAACGAAAAUCGCAUCGGGAAUUGGUGGCAGUCGCUUCUCCUUUAUGUCGCCGACUCGACUACGUGACAUCUGUACAUGAUGGUUCUGUCGGCUCUGCAGGCCUCUGUGGUCAGUUGCGCCUCAACGACAAGGGGAUUGUUCCCCUUCCCGAAUCACCGCCAAUCAGCUCCAGCGGAUCCAGUCAGACUCUCCCCCACCGGUCGAUCAGGCAUCCUCAUCUGGAAAUCUAAGAGAACAUCUUGACAUCAACCUAUGUAAGCUGUGAAUUUUCAUUUUCAGCUGCAUAAGGCCUCUACUUCUGCUUUCCACUCCAACAACCCUCGCACAAUUUAUGAGCCUCUUUCAAUUACAUUUUCAAUUUCUAGCGCCGCGUCCUUUCCUCGUAUAUCAUGUCCCGUAUCUCUCGCCGCCCAAUUCUUUUUAGUAAUUUCGCAAGAGAGAGGAAGGGAACAGCCUGUUUCGAAGACGACCUGACUGUCGAGUAUGUGAAAUUGGUUUCUUUCUCUUUCUCCUUGUUUUUUAUAUCCAUUUAUUUGAGGGAUUAACUUGAAUAGUGUGGUUCUGGUCUCCUCGGUUGGGGCUGACCCCGUUGCAACGUGGGGUUCUUGGGUGGAAGAAGAUUUGCUAGCCCAGAUACCAACGGCAUACGUCCGAUUUUACGAUCACGGUCUAGCAAAUGACGAUGAGGGCUUGGAUGCGCUAGGAGAUCGUUUUCUUCGUCUGUUACAGCAAAAAACACAUAAAUUAGAAUUAAGACCACCUCUGAUCUUACUAUGCCAUGGUAACGGAGGCCUCGUGGUGAAGACUGCUCUAGUCAACGCGCAUCAGAAUCAAAGGUAUCUCGGAAUAGUGCAGUCUUGCAUUGGAAUCAGUUUCUUUUCGGUUCCGCAGCACGGUUCUACGUUCCUCUCUGACCCGGACUUCUAUCAAUCCGCAGUUCAAAUUCCAAAUACUCGCUGGGAACACGACGAUCGCCAACGGAAGCAGAUCAAAGCUCGACUCUAUCUAGCACGUCCAGCGGAGACAUUGAUAGAAGACCUGAGUUCCGCCAUCAAUCUAGAAUCGUUGUCUGAAGCCUUUUCUUCGCUUCUGGAAACGGCACUCAAGAACACCAAAGUCUGGUCGCUAUAUGAAACAGUUUCUGGCGGCUUCCGAUGGACUUCCAGAGAAGCAAAAGUCGACGACCAGCAGAAUUGUGUGGUGCUAGCAGAAUCAGCAACAUUUGGAAUCUCAGAAAGGGGCACGAAUGUUAUGCUUCUUUGUGAUCAUUGGGGAACCGCUUCAUUCGAUACCAUGCAUCCUAAAGACGAGAAAUUUGAUAGUCUUCACGCCUCGAAGAGCAAAGCGGACUUCGUUAGUGAAGUACAGGGCUGUGUCUUUGGUGAACUCUGGCCUUUUGGAGACAUUACGCAGAAAUUGAAGGCCCAAAGUCAUUGCUUUUACAAGCAAUACCCAUAUCACGUAUCAAAUGACAUGUCCUUUGCAGAAAUUCUGGAAGGCGAAAUGAAGACGUUUCUUUAUCCAGAUGAUACGAUCAGCAUUCCGAAUACGUACGAACCAAAUUUUGUCCCAAUAGCUUCCAAGGAUACCAAGAUACCCCGAUCUGUAUUGAAGAAACCGAACCAUGUCAAUGAGUCGCCGACUUCUUAUCAAAGUAAUAAGAGUGUCAGUAACCUGGCAAUAUCAAAGCGGCCCAGAAAUCAAAGGACCGUUUCGCAAGUGGACAAUGCGAAAGCGGUUUUGUUACAAACUGGCGACGGUGUGGUAAAACCAAAAGAUUGUGAGAGCACUGGCUCGACUCAAAGUGUUCUAUAAAGCUGAUCCAAUAUUUUUAUAGCUUAUCAUAAUGCAGGACUGUUUUCCGUCAUGUCAGAAAACGGUAAUUUUAUUGGCAGGCGGAGCAGUUUGCCAAUACACGAGAAAUCUGCCGCUCCGAUUAAUUCAACUGCACGAAAACUAGCCUUUUCGAGAACCGGGCAAAUCUCCCCCACUGCUAAUGAAUCAAAUUCGCCACAGAAUGAGAAUUUCGGAGGCUCCAAGCCCAGAUGCAGAUGGAUUCAUAUCCCAUGUACCCAUACUGGUUGGGCUGAGGUAUGUUUCUUCCUUUCUCAUGCCCUCUAGCACCUCCGGCUGGCUAAUUUAUGGUUCCUUAGGAGAUCAUUCGUGGAUUUGCAGCAGCAACAAACCAGGAGAAACAAUGCGAAGAGAUGCUUCAGGUAAGAUCUUACGCAAACUCAACUCCAACUGGAGACUAUUUUGAAUAUUAAUGGGAAUCAAAAAGGACAAGUUUUGGCUCAAAAGACAAAACUCUGUUACUCAUAACCUCCCACAUGCACGAUACAUGCAUUCGAUGUGCGAAUUUUUCGGCAGCACACCUAACAGCCAGGCGUCCAUAAAGACAGACUCAAAACAAGAUUCUCGGAGAGAGCCUUCGCCCCAUCCAAAAAACAGGGGCAAAUACAGUGGCGUGAGAGAAGUCAUGUACAUACGUAAGUAUUCGAGUCAUAUGUACUGCAACUUGCAGCGAAUUGACGGGUCAUGAUAUCUGACCAUUUCAAACCAGCGUACCUACACUGGGAACCUUUUAGGCAAUUCCGGAGAAGAGAGAGGGUUAUUCAUAACUGUAUAAAACUCGAAACGACGCCUGAUCAACAGAGCACUGAGGAGGAAUCGCGAACGUUUGCAGCGCAAGGAGGACUAAAGCGCCGCAAAGCAGAGGGUACGCUGCUGGCUAACUUCAAGCUGUUCAGCAAGUUGAAGGAGAACUUGAGCGAGUCCCCAGGACUGAGAUUGAUUUGGCAGUGUCUGAGUGAGGAUAAACAGCUUCAUUGUAGGAGGUCACUCGACCAGUAUAUGUAUACGACUCUACCUGAUACGUCAGUCCGGGACCGAGAUCAAAUUCUAUACAAGUCGAGGCAGUUGAAUUCCGGGUAUUCUACCUCUCUUCUCGAGGAAGAGGAGGAUGAUGAUGUUCAACCUCGAGGCUGGGAGAAUGACGAGUCUGACGAAGAAGAUGGUACUCCUGGUAAUGUAUUAGUUGUGGAUCAACUGUGGAUGUUCGUUAUGGAUGAUGGUUAGUUACCUAUUCCCUUCCAUUUACCUCUAGGAGCAAGACCAAUUCUAAUUUUUUAGACACUGUCAUCACAUUUUUCCCACCUAAAGAGGUUGAUAUCAAACCCAAGCCUGGCGGACGUCCUAUCAUGUAUUCUUCUGCAUUGAAAUCCGAAGCCCCUCCUGGUAUUACACCGUUACUGAGAUCCAAAGGGGACAUACAGACUGCAAUACUGAAGGAUUUGGAAACGAAAGCCGAGAUGAUCACUGACAAAUGGGACCUAGCGGCUCUUGUUGUAAAACAUGCCGUUACUGUUCUUUUCGAUAGAUUUGAGACUAAAGAGCCACACGUCAUGACGCAUUUUGGGAGAUACAUUGAAAGACUUGUGAGUACGCCCCAUUUGCUUGAACUAAUCACCGUUGGUUUCAGGGUUUGUACAAGAAGACCCGAGUUUCCCAGAUACGAAUAGUGAAAGACUCUUCUGACGUUUCACAGACUGAAAGUCAAGCACGGUCAUGGUCACGUUUGAAGUUUGGGCGUGGUCGGAGGAUCCGUGGAUCUAGUAGGGACGUACAACAGAUAUUUCAGGAUAUUCGAGACUUGCGCGAACUUCGUGAUGUCGAAGAUGAACUAAGUAUCAUCAAGAAGAUAUUGGACAAGCAACAGACGCAUGUCGGGAAAAUGCAAAAGGAAUAUGGUGAGAGGGUUCAUUUGACCGAGGGGAAUGGAGUGUGGUAUUUGGACGAAGCUGUGAAUAUGAUCGAUAGGCAGCAUGAGCAGAUUACCAGAAUGUUGGAGAAUUUACAGGUCACUAUCAAGGGGGUAAGAAGGAUCGAAAGAGAUGGCAAAGGAAUUCGAGUAAGCUGAUCGUGAGUAGUAUGAUGACCUUAUUUCCUUACAGCAAAAUCAAAUUGCUCUCUAUGAGGCUAUUGAUGCUGGGGAGCAAUCGAGAGCUGUCACAAUAUUUACUGGUAAGAAGAUUGUCUAGAAUCAUGGAAGAGUUACUAAUUCUACUUAUAGUGUUUACCGUCUUCUUUGUUGGUCCACCCUUGAUUCUGUAUACUCUGAAGAAGAGUCUAACUUGACUAGCUUCCCUUAUCAUUCUUCACCUCUUUAUAUGGAAUGAACAUCCAGGAAUGGAGUGGAGAAUCUCAAAACAUAUCCAUGAACUUUAUGCUAUCAACAACACGUAAUUCCCGCACACUCCAUUAUCCUUCCUUGGCUCGUACUAACACAAUCAAGUACCCAUUUCCUUCUGCGUAAUAGCUAUCGCCUUCCUCUUCGCAAACGACAGUCGUGCCCGCUCCUCCUUCGUAGAGGCCUACCAGGUCACGGUCGAGUUCUUCAUUAUAAUUGCAGAAAAUCUUCUUCGUAUCUUCCACCUUCCAACCCUUGCACGAGGGAUCAACAAUCUGUGGAAGCGCUUUAAGCACACGUAUUUUACCCCGCUCAAGAUAUCGUUAAAGAAACAUCGGACAUUGAGAAUAAGAGAGAAGAGGGAGAGGCGGGAGAAGAGUAGAUUUGAGGUGAAAAGAUUGGGGUUGGAGGAGAACUUUCCAAAGGCAGGGAGGGGACAUAGAAGUCCAAGGUCAGCUGAGUUGGUGGAAGGUGAUUUGAGGAAGCGACGAAGCUUAGUGAGAGGAGAAAGAGGGCAAUUGGAAGUCGAGAGAACUAGAGGAGACUAGUGGAAUUCAGAUUGCUUGCGAGGAUGGAAUAUUCCAUCAAAUGUGGAUUUUGUUAGCGACAUCGCAUUGCAGCAUAGACAGAAACAAAUGUUUAUUAUGAGCUAUCAUGUAUUAGAUCCCGGGGAAAGUGACCAGAUCUAGAGCAGAAAAUCAAAUCUUGGGCUUGGACCGCCUGGUUAAUUUUGUCAAAUUAAGGCUUGAUCGAUUAUGUGUAGACAGGCGCUGAAUCCACUGAAAAAAACAAUGGCAUCC
This is a messenger RNA of Hymenoscyphus albidus, 5259 nucleotides long. The record is from the annotation of a GenBank genome assembly. Lineage: Eukaryota; Fungi; Ascomycota; Leotiomycetes; Helotiales; Helotiaceae.